This is a messenger RNA of Mytilus californianus (California mussel), 1741 nucleotides long. RefSeq lists its product as uncharacterized. The coding region runs from base 1 to 516 and encodes 171 amino acids. NCBI's taxonomy places the organism in Eukaryota, Metazoa, Mollusca, Bivalvia, Mytilida, Mytilidae. The transcript is spliced from 5 exons. The record is from RefSeq and is a predicted model, not a curated record.
AUGUUGAGUUCCUUUCUUUUGUCAUGUCGAAGAGAUACAGAAAGCCAUACAACAACUGAAGAAAUAAAUGAAGAAGAUAAUACUGUAGAAAAUCAGUUGUACCAGAAUUCAAAUGUUCCACCAAAUGAAAAUUCAACCGAACCGGAAAUGCCGUUUCAUGAUAGAACAGUUCAAGAAUAUAUCGAACCAAUCAUUUAUGUUAAUGAUGCAGAUCUUGGUGUUUGUGAGUAUAGAAGUGCUACCAGCAAUGAAAGAAAUACAAACGAGUCAAGUGCAGUUAAAUUACAUGAAUGCACACCAGGUCUACACUAUGCAGAGGUUUUAAUCAAGCCAGUUGAUUCACUGCAAACUAAAAUUCAUGGGAUAGAAAACAGAACAAUUUACACCGGAAUAGAUCAUUCACUGAAAAGAGGGGUAGUACAGUCAGACCAUAGCGAUAGUGAUAGUGAAGAUGAUUUUAUCUUUAUUCAAAACCUUGAUGUCAACAGUCGUAAUUACGAAAACACUUGUCUGUAAUGAAUGACGUCAGAAAAACUGAUACUCUGCUAUUCUUUUAACUCUUACUAUUUAUUGAGGCUUUAUUGAUUUGGUUGACUUAAAAUAAAACAAAGAUGUCAUGAUUUAGUUGAUAAACUAUAAGAACAAAUGCAGUAAGUAUGAUACACCCUGAUGUCGGUUGUAUUUGAAUGGGUUUUUUUUUAGAUUUAUUAUGUACUCGUAUUUGUUUAUAUUUUUUUAAAAUGAAAAGGAUGAAAAUGUAUUUGUCAUAAAUUUAAGAAUAUGAAUAUCCUGUUUUAAAAGAAAAAUAACUUAAACAGCCACACAGAUUUGCUUCAUUUGCGGAAAAAUACUUUAAUACAUUUCAUAUUGAAACGGAAAGAAUCACUAACUUGUUGAAAAGGACGUGCAUAGAUUUCCAAUCUAGGGAAAUCCGUGAAACAGGUACUAGAAGAUAUCCAAAAUAUAAAUGUAGGAUUUGAUUUGAUAAAGUAAGUGAAUAAUGCAUUCCUUGUGAAUGUUUUGAAACAGAUACAUACCAAGUAGUGCUAUUCUCUGCUUAUUUAAUUCCAUAUUUUUAUUAGUAGAGAUCAAUAAGAUAAAAAGAUAGUUUACAUAUUUUCUUCUUUUGAUUCCUUUUUAUUUAUUAAAGCACAUUAAAUACACCACUUAAUUUAUUUCAUAUUUCUAUCUCUAUCUAAAAUGUACUACAAUUUCAUCUUUGCUAUCUGACCAAUAUUUUUUAGGAUGUCAAUAAUCUCAUUGUUUUAUAACCUCGACAAUUUUCUACGAUCGUUUCAGAGACAAAGAAGUUGUGAAAUAUCUAUCAUCUCUCUACAAUAAGUGUAUUGCAGACAAAUCUUCAAAUAGAUUUGUUUUUGUGUGUACUACUACUACUACGAGUGUCUCAUAAAAGAAUUAGAAAUAAAUGAGCACUCAGGUAAUCCCUCAUACAAAAACAUAUCAUUGACAAGGAUGGAAUCAUAAGUCCUUCGUGAUAUCAAUGAACAUGACGUUGAACAGCAAAUCGGAGGACUUUUUAAAUAUUUGUUGUUUUUUUAAAUAUUUGUUUGUUCGCAUUUUGACUAACAAUAUAUGCAGAACCAUGAAUUUUGAGUUAAAUACAGAGUCGUUUUGUUUCAAUUUUUGCAAAUAAAUGCGAUUAAUAAAGCAAAUUUGAAUGAGUUUUUUUAAGGAACAGCUUCGUUCAAACUUCAAAAAAAAUCCUUAGGUAUGUCGCAUA